This is a messenger RNA of Notothenia coriiceps (black rockcod), 1426 nucleotides long. RefSeq names its product TruB pseudouridine (psi) synthase family member 2 (gene trub2). Gene Ontology annotation, biological process: RNA processing; pseudouridine synthesis. The transcript is spliced from 7 exons. NCBI's taxonomy places the organism in Eukaryota, Metazoa, Chordata, Actinopteri, Perciformes, Nototheniidae. The record is from RefSeq and is a predicted model, not a curated record. Bases 153 to 1130 code for a protein of 325 amino acids. Gene Ontology annotation, molecular function: RNA binding; pseudouridine synthase activity.
ACGCAUGCGCUAAGGUUACCAUGCAAUGGAUGUAGUAAAGUCAAAUGGAGAAAAAUCAUCCGAAAACUAACUACUUUUAUCCGUGAAAAAGCCUCAAGGUUACCCUGGUUCUAUAUCUUUAGAGACCGGGAUGACCUGAUGUUAUUAACAUAAUGGCAACUCCAGCUAUUCGGAUGUUUCGGAAAAUAGAGGGUUUGUUUUGUGUUUACAAACCCGCUGGUGUCCACUGGAAACUAGUACGUGGUAGCAUCGAGACAAGUCUUCUAAAAGCAUUGAAUGCUACACCGUCCCAGCCACUUCCUACGGAGGUGCGCUUCUUGGCACUCCCAGUCAGUGAGGCUGAAGCACCCAAAGGACUCACCCUGUCUGCAGCCUCUAUGCCAGUACUGUCCAAGCAUCCUCUGGUGACUGGACCUGAAUUUCAGAAUAUAAAAGUUGGAGUAGGACAUCGCCUGGAUGCAUCCUCUUCUGGCGUUCUGGUUCUUGCGGUUGGUAAUGGAAACAAGGUCCUGAAUAAUCUCUACAAUACACGAGUCACAAGGGAUUACACGUUGGAGGGGGAAUUUGGGACUGCAACAGAUGAUUUCUCUCACACAGGCAGGAUUGUGGAAAGAUCAACAUACGGUCACAUCACAAAGGAUAAGCUGGAAAGAGUCUUGGCGAUGCUGCAGGGAGCCAAUCAAAAGGCCUUGUUAUUGUAUUCAAACGUAGACAUGCGUUCGCAGGAAGCCUAUGAGAUGGCUGUGCGAGGUUUACUUGGUCCAGAUGGGAAAUCGCUGCCUAUUCUGACAGGCUUACGCUGCAUUCACUUCGAGCCCCCCAACUUCACUUUAGAGGUGCAGUGUAUUAAUGAAACUCAGAAAUAUUUGCGCAAAGUUGUGCAUGAGAUAGGACUGGAGCUGCGCAGCACAGCAGUGUGUAGGGGAGUUAGGCGGACCAGAGACGGCCCCUUCACCCUGCAGGAUGCGCUGACCCGGGACCACUGGGCGGCUUCUGAUGUUAUACAGGCCAUCGGGAAAAAACGCUCCUCUAAAAAAAAAUCUAAAACACAGACCAAGGACUCGCCGUUGCAACCAUCAGAAGAGACUACGACAGUCAACCAAGUGAAACCAGUGAGGGAGCAACAGUAGAAGACUGCAAAUAACCUGUUGCUGUGAGCAGCAGGUUAUACAAGUCAAAGAACUGCUCCACUGUGACUCUUUGAGCCUGGCCUUCAGUAGGAAAGAUAUAUGAAAGACCCCAGAUCCUGGUUCCUAAAAGAAGUAGUAAAUUGGACAUAAUAACUCAUUACACUAUGCUUUUGUUUAACAUUCAAAAGUCCAUCCAUCUACAGACACACUUGCUGGAUCUCAAAUAUGAACAGUCCAAUGUUUUCACCAUUGUUAAGUGUAAGUUAUUCCCAAAUAAUUUGCUUUAUUUUUGUCAU